AUGGGUGUUAGGCUUCUUCUUCAAAACGGCACCGUGUUGCAGCAUGAUGCGCAAGACAGCGUUAUCGCUCGUAGAAACACCGACAUCUUGAUUGAGGAUGAUCGCAUCAUUGAGAUCGGGCAUGAUAUUGAGCCCGGAAAUGCAUCGAAAAUUGACUGCGAUGGCAAAAUUAUCGCUCCUGGGUUCAUCAAUGCCCAUCAUCACGUUUGGCAGAGCCAAUUGAAAGGGAGACUUGGCGACUCUACAAUGCUAGACUACAUGCUUGAAGCCAAUCUUCAAAGCUUCAACUUCACUCCGGACGAUAUCUUCUGGGGCCAACUAGCUGGCUGUCUCGAAGCGCUUGACGCUGGAACGACCUGCGUGGUUGACAAUGCACACGGCGCGUCUAGCCCCGAACACGGCCCAGCAGCUCUGAGCGCUACUUUGGCGUCUGGAAUAAGAUCGAUAUUUUGUCAUGGAGUCAUGCCACUACGCGCUGCUGAGUGGACAGAGUCUUCGUUUGAGCUUGAUCGCUCUCCUCAACCUGAUUGGCUGCUGCCUCAGAUGGAUUGUCUUGCUGAAAAAGCGCCGUUUGGAGAUGACAAGAGAGCUGGAGUGAAGCUGAUUACAAGCCACUACAGACACUGGCCAGUUUCAAAGGGACAAUCUCGAGUCCCAGAGCAACUACACGCCUGCGGUCUUCUUGGCCCUGAUAUCCUCCUCACUCACGGCAACGGAACAACACCAGAACAAGCAUCUCUACUCACUGAAGCCGGGACUUAUAUCGUCUCAACCCCCGAUGCCGAAAUAUUCAUGGCAUCAGGCGCAGACCCAGUCGCAUUUCGAGAGGAUCUCCCAUUGACGUGCCUCGGAGCCGAUUGCCACUCCUGCGGACCAGCGAGCAUGAUGCAUCAGAUGCAAAUAGCCUUAGCAAGUGAUCGAGGAUCGCAAAACUCAAAGACCUUUGCACAAGGCCACUAUCCGAAGAAGAUGCGGGCUACGGUGCAGGAGGCGUUCAACUUGGCUACUAUCAAAGCAGCUCGUGCGAUCAACAUGGAUAAGGAUAUUGGAUCUAUUGCAGUGGGCAAGUUGGCGGACCUGGUUAUCUUCGACACGACGUCUCCCUCUAUCAGCUGUGCAUCUGAUCACGACCCAUUGACUGCUAUCGUCCGCCAUGCAGGUGUCAGAGAGGUUGAGACCGUCAUAGUUGGCGGCAAGGUUCGCAAACACAAUGGAAGCCUGCAAAAUGUGCACUUGGCGGAGGGUCGAGAAGCUGGCUUCGAUUUCAAGCACGAGGCAGCUGACGCGAAGAACGGAUUAUUGUGGAAAGAAGUUGCAAAGGAGUUAUCGAGGAGCCGAAGUGAGAUCCAGGGUAGAAUCAAUAAGGUCAACAAAGAGCUGGCAGAAGAGAAGCUUAUUGGAAUGAUGGACGGCUUGCAGGAUAUCUUAGUUGACUUGUAGAUCUUCCGUCUAGAACACCUCCUUGUAGUAUUAAUAUAGACGCAGCUCCC
Messenger RNA from Fusarium oxysporum Fo47, 1490 nucleotides. RefSeq lists its product as uncharacterized. NCBI's taxonomy places the organism in Eukaryota, Fungi, Ascomycota, Sordariomycetes, Hypocreales, Nectriaceae. Bases 1 to 1440 code for a protein of 479 amino acids. Gene Ontology annotation, molecular function: hydrolase activity, acting on carbon-nitrogen (but not peptide) bonds. The record is from RefSeq and is a predicted model, not a curated record. The transcript is spliced from 4 exons.